GGUUCAUGCAGGUGUCGAGGUACCUGGGCUAAUUCAGUAGUUAAGUGCGUACCUUAUGGUAGUUGCUAGCAAGUGCCAGCCCCGCGUAUUUGCCUUGAGCCGCAACGUCGCAGUGCGUCUCGACCAACCACCACCACGACGAAACCAAACCACCACGUCAACUUAGGGGCCAGCAUUCGCAUCCACGGACGGGCCUGCCCAUUGCUCCUUCCCCAUCUCCGCCACCCCUGCGUGCCUGAUUGGACCUUCUGAGCCAUGCCAGCACCGGCAUCGAGUCCCUCCAGGGACGGCCUGGGCCCGUAUCUCGCCCACCCUCACAACAGCCACGUCUUUGCAUCGUCAACCACAGAGCUCAACCCGCCGCCCUCGCCGCGCACCCAGCGCACCAUCCGCAAGCUGCAGUCGGCGCACAACCUCGGCGCCGCCGCCCGCUUUGGCAAUGCCCCCUCCCUCAUCGCCCAGCAGCGCCUCCACAACCUCCAGGACCGUCCACCCUCGCCUUCCCGUCAGCCAUCAAACAGAUCCCCUCAGAGGCACCGCGCCAACUCGGACGCCCGGCCCCCGCAGCUGAGCGCCUCCAUCUACGGCACUCCUGGCCCGUCAUCAAGACGGCCAGGCCUCAAGCCCACGUCGACCGCCGCCAAUGAGAUGUCCCUUGAGCGUCUGAUCCGAGAUGGGCCGCCCGCCGGCGACGUGGACGGCGCACUCGAGAGUGCUCGGCUUAAGGUCCUCGACCAGGGCAUCAAGAGUGACAGCGACGGCAUGUCAUCAACCCGGAUAUAUGUCUGGCUGAUCCUGCUGGAUGCCCCCAUCGUCAAGACCGACGACUACAUACAGCUGAUCCACCGGGGGCCCUCGCCUGCUUAUUCCAAGAUCCGCAAUGACACAUUUCGCACUUUGACUACGAACCCGCUGUUUCAUCGUCGCGUCAGUGAGGCCUCGUUGAUUCGCCUGCUGAACGCGAUUGCGUGGAUGUUGCACGAUGCCAAGGACAAGAGCCGGCCCAGCAGCAGCAGGCAGUCUGUUGGCCCGUCGUCGGCUUUCCAGACUUCAUUGGACGAUAUUUCUCAAAUCGCCGUGACCUCAUCUCCCUCAGCGAGCCGAGGCCGCUCAAGGGCCCUGACUGCGACAACGGACGGGUCUGAAACGAAUGCGUCCGAGCCUGGGACGUAUGUUCAGGGCAUGAACGUCUUGGCUGCUCCGUUCUUGUACGCCGCACGGAGCGAGGUUGAGGCAUUCGUGGCGUUCCACCGCCUGCUCACUAAAGAAUGCCCAGGCUACAUCAGAGGCGCCAUGGACGGUGUGCACCGCGGACUGGCCCUCGUCGACAAGGUGCUGGCUAUCGUGGAUCCCAAGUUGAGCCUGUACCUCACCUCGAAGGGCCUCUCAGCAGAGAUAUAUGCCUUCCCGUCUGUUCUCACCCUCUGUGCCUGCACGCCUCCACUGCCCGAAGUGCUACGCCUGUGGGAUUUCCUAUUUGCCUAUGGGCCGCAUCUCAACGUGCUCUGUAUUGUGGCACAGCUCAUCAUAAUGCGAAAUGACCUGCUUGGUUCACCAAGUCCCAAUAAACUCCUGCGGCCAUUCCCAGCCCUGCAGGCUGACCCGAUCAAGCGCACUGCUUUAGCGAUCAUCAAGAUGAUCCCCGACGACGUCUAUGCCGAGAUCACAACGCAUGCCCUGUGAAGGGCAACACCCACGUACACAAGUACGAAACUGCCGAUCAAGCAGGACGCUUACGACGUAAUGAAUAUUAAAAGCUGCAUGAGGGAAUGAACAUGAAUUGGAUUUGUACCAAAACGCAAUUGCACCCGAAUUGAAGCAGGAGUUGGGUCGGAGAAAGGUUACACCUAGUGUAUUUGCAAAUUUAACAAGGGUCUCCAUGCUUUAUGAAGCCGCAACUGUGGGUUGGCUUGAGGCUCUGUUUGCUUAUUGCUGGAUGAGAGUGCUCGACUGUACUGCGCAUCAUCUGGUGUGCACCUCCAUUUGCAUUUCCACCGCUAAUGUGCUUUUGAAACAAAGUUGGAGUGUUCAAUAUGCGCGAACUUGACAUGAGCUGAGCCAGAAAACGUACGCGAGCAAAGGC
Microdochium trichocladiopsis is the source of this 2083-nucleotide messenger RNA. RefSeq names its product rab-GTPase-TBC domain-containing protein. Gene Ontology annotation, molecular function: GTPase activator activity. Gene Ontology annotation, biological process: activation of GTPase activity; negative regulation of septation initiation signaling. The record is from RefSeq and is a predicted model, not a curated record. The coding region runs from base 256 to 1683 and encodes 475 amino acids. Gene Ontology annotation, cellular component: mitotic spindle pole body. The transcript has 3 exons. NCBI's taxonomy places the organism in Eukaryota, Fungi, Ascomycota, Sordariomycetes, Xylariales, Microdochiaceae.